Ectocarpus sp. CCAP 1310/34 is the source of this 4140-nucleotide messenger RNA. The record is from the annotation of a GenBank genome assembly. Lineage: Eukaryota; Phaeophyceae; Ectocarpales; Ectocarpaceae.
AGAUUUUUGCAGACGGAGUUCAACAUGGAUCAGAUGAUGCCCAAGGGUCGGGAGCACGAAGCGCCGGACGUUUUAGCCGAGGACAUCGAUAUCCGGGCUGCGGAAGCCUUGCACGGCGUCGUGGCGCACUUGGCGUCUGCGAGUGAAGAGGAAAAAGAGGAGGACGAUCACGGUUUCGGCGAUCACGAAGAACCGGUUGGAGGAACAGAAGUCGCCCCAUCGCCUGCCGCCGCUGGUUGCACUGCCGGCGAACCCUCGCCCUCUCUACCCCAUUCGUCCCGUGUCACCAUUCCCGCCCCUGACGAAUACGAGCCAUCGUCGUUGUGCUCGCCCGUGAACGGACACGAACGAGCAACACCAGACGACUGUAGACGCGGUGAACUCGGGAACGGCUUGUCGAUAGAUGUAUCCACUGGUGCCCAAAGCUGUGCCAACGGCCACAAUAUUAAAUGCGGCGCUGGAAUCGAUUCUUGCAGCAGCAUGGCCGGCGUCGGCGAUGGUGACUUGGGAGCUGCGGCGGGUGAUGUCGGGCUAUUUGCCUGCGGGGACGGAGACGAUAGCGGUACGCACUCUAUCAUGAAGGGAUGCAUGACGAGAGACCCGGACGACCACGGCGUCGCUCGCACCAAUAACCACACCCCAACGGGGUAUCCGCUACACGCUCCAUCGACCGUUCCUUUGUCGACAUCGUCCACGCUGGUUCCGUCCAGAGCGUCAUCGUCCGCCACGACGCGACCCGACUUCACGCACGGUGGCCGGGACAGCCGGGCCUGCAGCAGCGCGAGCAACAACGGAGGGAGGAAGGGUGGAAACGGGGGAGGGCAAGGCGGUGGCGGUGGCGGUGGCGGUGGCGGCGGCGACGUCGGCAGCGACACGGGGCGCGAGAAGACUCCGCUUCAACGAGCCCUUCCGAUAUCUCCGUCCGGGAUUCGAGCCAUCCUGAAAGGGUUCUCGGUGCUACCUUGGCAGUUCAGAGAGCCGUCGCGAGACGGAAGUCGUUGGAACUUUGCCUCCGGUACCGCGGGGGCUAGCUCUGAGCCAACGACCGCGGGGGCCGCGGGGGCAGCGGGGGCAGCGCCGACGGGAGACCACGCUCAGACUGCUGUUUCUGAAGGAGGUAAUGGUGGAAGCGCAAGUGAAGCAGGCGGCGUCGCCAGCGCGUCCCCUCCAUCUGCCUUUCUCUCAACCUCCGCCUCCGCACAAACAAGCUCCCCGCGCAGCGGGUUGAUCGCGAACGUGGAAAAUCUCGGCACUCCGCGGCUUGUGCGUAGCAACUCCAUGACGGUGGUGAGCGACAUCGAGGAGGGGAAAGGACGAUGGCUCCGACGAGGGAGCUCCGCCGUCACGGCCGCCGCCGAGGCGGGGGCGGGUCGCCGCGGUGGCAACGUCAGCGGGGAGGGCAGAAGGUGGAGCACGCCUCGAGAGUUUUUCGAAGGGGGGAUUGAGUUGCUUGGCGGGGGCAGCGGGGGGUGGAUGGCCCAGGGUGGUCGCGGUCGUUCUGUGCGCGCACGCAGGGGGCGGUCGGCUUCUUUUGACCACGCCGCGAUACUCGAGGCAAACGACGGGGAGGAGUCCGCACGCUCGAGGCACGGGGAGGAGCGGGGUGCCUGGGGAGCACCGUGGCGGAUGGGAGGGAUAGGCAGUGGGCUACCGUCUGGAGGGCGUGGUGGCUGGCAAGGAAUCCCGGGUGGAUCGCCGAGCGUCAUGGAAGGCCUGGGUCGGGAGUUUGUGCGGCGAAAGGAAGACUUGGUACGAGGCACGGAGGCGGGUAUUGACAUGGCGAGGGAAGCGGCCAGGCGGGGGCUCGAGGCCGCUGACAACGCCGCCCACGUGGUGGGCAUCAACCGCAUCCCCAUACUGAGGCAAUACCUGUGGGGGCAGGUGCACACUGGCUUCUGGAACUCCUACGAGGCUGUGCGGGGAGAAGUUCACGCUUGCGUUCGUAAGACGGUUGUUGACUGGUUACUCAGCCAGGACAACCCUCCAGACAUCAAGCUUUACGUUACGGGGCACUCCAUGGGCGGCGCCUUGGCGACGCACUGUGCGAUGGACCUCAAGGCACGGCGUUGGCUGCACACCAUCGACAAGAUUCAGGCCCGCCUAGGUACCUUCGUGCGAGUGCGGCGGACGUUGAUGCAGAGAGUGAUGGAUUCGCUCCCCGGCCGCUUUCCGCAGCGCCGCGGCCGGCCGCACCACCAUCAGCAGCGGCGGCAACAGCAACAGGCGCGUGAUGGUUCAAUCGCUGGGGGGAAGGCGCACCACGAGAACGGUCCUGGUGGUGGCGGCAGAGGCGGGCGGACGGAUAAGACGGCCCCCCAGAAGGAUGUCUGUCGAGCACUGGGUUCACCGCCGCAGCCUCCGCCAUCACCACCAUCGCCGACAUUGCCCGGCAAGGAAAACCCCAGCGUGGCAGCAGCGGCAAGUGCAGCAGCUGCUACGGGAAGAGGGUUGAAGGGCCACAACACCCUGCAAGAGCUGGCGAGUAACCUUGGCAGGCGCUUUCAGAGGAUGGGCGGGGCUCCGGCGGAAGUAGCAGGGGCCGCGGUUGGCGGCUACAGCGACGAAAACCAUGGCAAUGACUGCGCUAGUGCUUUCUCUCUCUCCUCUGGGAGAGAGAGCUGUGCACCCGAUGACGUCGGUGGUGGCGACCAGCCCGCUAGAGACACCGCCGCCGGUACUAGCGGUGGUGCUGGCGCCGUUGCCACCGAAAGCAGUCCUCCUGCGGUCUUCACUCCCGCUACCCCUGGUUCUAAUGUCCGGGCUCAUGUUGUUUUCGCGGACGAGGUUGGUCGCCGAGAGUCGGACGAAGUCCACGCUACAACCCCCGGGCCCGCUGGCGUCGUCACCAAGGAUGCCGCGGCUGUCGACGAUGGUGCUGUGGCCGCUGAGACAUUGGACGGUGGGGAAAGAGUUGAUACGAGUUGCGGAGCCGGCGGUGACGGCAAUGACGACGACGUCGGAGCUGCCGGGGGUGGCGGAGGCGGGCUGGGCGGCGGCACGAACGUCCUCCGGAGGGUGGCCACGCACCUCACCACCGUCGCGAGCUCGCUCGAUCCCCGGAACCUUAUCAACAGUCCCGCACUGCGGCGUCCCUUUUGGGGUGGUGAGGAACAAGGCGGCGGUGAUGUGGACAGGGAUGGGAGCGGGGACACGGAGGAAGUCUCACGGGGUACGAUCGAGCUGCACAUGUUUUCGUUCGGGGCGCCCCGCGUGGGGAACUCUAUUUACGCCGCCCGUUACAACGACGUGGUGCCUCACAGCUUCCGAGUGGUGGUCGACGGUGACCCAGUCCCCGGUGUGCCCAGCUGGUGGUACACACAUGUGGGCACUAAGGUGUUGAUAGACGGUCGAGGAAGGGGAAGCUUGAUCAUUGACCCGAGCUUCGUGGAAAAACGGUUUUUCGUCAGGUCGAAGCGCUACGUGCUGUCCCACCUUACCGAGGCGUACCAGGCCGGCCUAAGGGGCAACCUGUUGCAGGCGGUGCCUCCAAAAUUCCAAGCGAGCAUGCCAGCUCACUGGCCGUUUGGAGUCAAGGUCGAUACUAGCAGCGACUCUUCCUCAGACGACGACGACGACGAAGACGACGGUGAACACAACGGUAGCACCGGUGCAAAGGAAUGGAAGGAAGAGGUGGCGAACGUCGGGAAAGAAGCGGACUCGGGCACGGAUAGCGGGGGUGAGGGAGCCUUACCCUCUUCCUCCAUAUCAGCGAGGCAAGACAGCAUGGCUCAGCAGGCUGUGGACGCUCUCAACGAAGCAGACAGCCUCAAUCGUGUGCAGUCGUUCCGGCUGGUCGCUAGGUCCGUCUCCGGCGCAACGUUGCGACCGGCCGCUCCUGCUCUUGAAACGGGUCCUGGUGCGGGUGGAGGCGAUAGUGGUGGCGGCGGCGGCAGUAACGGCCUUGCGGAAGGGGUGAAACGCUUCCUUCGCCUUGGGGGUAGUACCGAAGACAUGGCAACGAUGGAGCAAGGGGGCGCGGUCGCCCUGGCAGGGGCUGUGCGGUCACCCCCUGCGGCAGCGGGGAUGGAGGGGCAAGCAACAGCGGCAAGGGUGGAAGCCGUGGCGCAACAGGCAGGGAGUGGUGUUCAUUCUGAGGCAAUAUCGCCCACAGAAUAAUGCUUGGUCUCUCGUGUAAAAAAA